GAGAGAUGAGAUAAUGGAGAGAGAGGACGGGGGUAGGUGUGGAUAGAAAGAAAAGAGCAGUGCUACACACACGACGCUUGCAGCCGAAAUGUGGACGACACUACAUCACAGACCAUCCACUGGCAAGUCUGAGCAGCCGUAAGCGCUUGGAUCAGCUAUCGUGCAUGCAUCGUUCAACACAAAAUCGUCCAUCAAGUAGUUCCGGAAAGAAAAUGGUGAGUGGGUACGACGUAGGUAUGGGCAAGCAUGGUAUAGAUACGAUUUGACUGUAACUGUAUGCCACUGAAAAAAAUGAGAUGAGGGAUAAUUGCAUGGGACCAAGUGGGCCACGGCCACUCGCAUCUGCAGGUCGCAGCGACGGCAGCGAUUCGCGUUGCGCGCGCAACCAGUUAGAAUUCACCGUAUUCGCUAGUUUUCCUUACUCUCUACACGGCUCUCUUCUUAAUUGCUCCGAAACUAUGGUACUACGUAUCACUCCUAUAGCCUAGGCCCAUCUCUCAAACUCAUAUCCGUAUUUUCCUCCGCGCCGCGGUACUUCUGUUGUCACAGGAAGCAGCUAGCCAUGGCAGUCAAAGACGAGCAGCAGCAGCCGCCGCUGCACAUCCUCUUCUUCCCGUUCCCAGCCCACGGCCACCUCAUUCCUAUCGCCGACAUGGCUGCGCUCUUCGCCGCCCGCGGCGUCAGGUGCACCAUCCUCACCACGCCCGUCAACGCUGCCAUCAUGCGCUCGGCCGUCGACCGUGCCAACGACGCUUUUGCCGGCACCGACUCCCCGACGAUCGAUAUCUCCGUCGUGCCUUUCCCAGACGUCGGGCUCCCGCCGGGCGUCGAGAACGGCACGGCCAUUAAAUCCCAGGGCGACCGCGGCAAGUUCUUUGAGGCGGCGCAGCUGCUCCGGGAGCCGUUCGACCGGUUCUUGAUUGACAACCGCCCCGACGCGGUCGUGUCCGACAGUUUAUUCCCGUGGUCCGUGGACGCCGCCGCGGAGCACGGCGUCCCGCGCCUCGCGUUCCUCGGUAGCAGCAUGUUCGCGCUGUCCUGCGUCGACAGCAUGCUCCGCAACAACCCGUUGGCGACUGUCCCCGACGACCCCGACGCCCUCGUUUCCUUGCCGGGCCUGCCGCACCGUGUCGAGCUGAGGCGCAGCCAGUUGAUGGACCCCACGAACCAGGCGGAACACUGGGGCUGGGCGUUCUUCGAGGGCCUGAACGCCGCGGACCAGAGGAGCUUCGGCGAGGUGUUCAACAGCUUCCACGAGCUGGAGCCGGACUACGUCGAGCACUACCGCACGACGCUUGGCCGGCGCGCGUGGCUCGUCGGGCCGGUGGCACUCGCCACCAAGGACAUGGCUGGGAGAGGCACCGACGCGCUCUCGCCGGACGCGGACAACUGCAUUGAGUGGCUGGACAUGAAGCCGGCCGGCUCGGUGGUGUACGUCUCCUUCGGCACGCUAACCAGCUUCUCGCCGGCGGAGCUGCACGAGCUCGCCCGCGGACUCGAGCUCUCAGGCAUGAAUUUCGUGUGGGUGAUCGGCGCCGCAUGCCCAGACUCUUCAGAGUGGAUGCCCGAAGGCUUCGCCGAACUGGUGGCACACGGCGACCGCGGGUUCAUCAUCCGAGGCUGGGCGCCGCAGAUGCUCAUCCUGAACCACCCUGCCGUCGGCGGGUUCCUGACGCACUGCGGCUGGAACUCGACGCUGGAGGCCGUGAGCGCCGGUGUGCCGAUGGUCACGUGGCCGCGGUAUGCAGAUCAGUUCAACAACGAGAAGGUUAUCGUGGAGUUGCUCAAGGUGGGCGUCAGCAUCGGCGCCAAGGACUACGCAUCGUUUGUGGAGGCCCACGAGGUGAUCGGCGGCGAGGUGAUCGCGGAAUCCAUCGGGAGAUUGAUGGGCAACGGCGAGGAGGGCGACGCCAUGCAAAAGAAGGCCAAGGCCCUCGGUGAUAAGGCGAGGAGCGCGGUGGAGGGCGGUGGAUCUUCCUACAAUGCUGUUGGCCGGCUGAUAGACGAGUUGACGGCCCGCCGGAGUUCCGUGAAGGUUGGAGAAAAGUAAAAAAAAUAAAAAAAAUAAAAAAAUCUUGCUCUCUGCGUCUCGGGGGCAGAGCUCAUGUCAUGCUAAGUCAAGUUAUAGCAUGGCUCCAAAGAUGAUACAGUAUAUACUACCGUGGAGUACGUUCCAAGUCUUGCCGGCCUGGCCUGCCGCCAUGUUUUGUUACAUGGGGU
Triticum dicoccoides is the source of this 2220-nucleotide messenger RNA. Its product is annotated as scopoletin glucosyltransferase-like. The record is from RefSeq and is a predicted model, not a curated record. Bases 563 to 2050 code for a protein of 495 amino acids. The transcript has a single exon. Lineage: Eukaryota; Viridiplantae; Streptophyta; Magnoliopsida; Poales; Poaceae. Gene Ontology annotation, molecular function: UDP-glucosyltransferase activity.